GUCGCAAACGGUACCUUCCGUAGACGUUAGGGUUUAAGCAGCCCGACAGAAGAGCUUCGUCGUUGUUCGUCUCCCUUGCGAGUAGGAAGGAGCUUUCCUUUCGAGGCGGUAAUGGACGCUGCCUACUGGAUCCGUCAGCCGGUUCUGCAAUCUCCUGCCGUGCCCGUGCCGAAGCGGCAGCGCACUAAUUCCGAUGUCGUAGCUGGAGCUCCUGGUCAAGAAGCUCAAGUUUUUAUGCCACGUGAAGAGCAUGCUAGAAUACAAGCUAUAAAGGAUACCAGAACACUAGGAACUUCAUAUGACCAUUAUCUUCAGAAUCCCCAACAGUUGUCAUCUUAUGGCUCUGCUCAAGCUGGUGAUGCAGGUGUGAGUAGAUCUGUUGGUGGGGAAGUUUAUGGGUUCAGAGGAGGAAAUGCAAGCCUUUCUUACCAAGAGCCUGUCAUGUUGACUGGUCCUGGUUUUAGGUCAUUGGGACCACAAGAGGUGGCAAAUGGUAGUUUUCCUAUGGGUUUUCGCAGUCAAGUACCUAUUGAUCCUAUGGCUAGGCCACUGCAUCCUGAAAGAGAGAUCCCCCUACCAGAUGAUGCUUCAAAUACUUUGUUUGUUGAAGGGCUUCCCCGUGAUACAACGGAGCGGGAAAUAGCACAUAUAUUUCGCCCUUUUCGGGGAUACAAGGAAGUUCGGGUAGUGAAGAAAGAACCUAAAUAUGAUGGUGCAAACCCUAUUAUUCUCUGUUUUGUGGAUUUCACUACUCCAUCCUAUGCCAUGGCUGCUAUGAGUGCUGUGGAAGGAUACAAGAUGGACCUUCAUGACCCAGAUUCAUGGGCUCUGCGUCUGCAGUUCGCAAAGUUCCCUGCUCGUAGAGCUGGCCAUGGUUCUCAUGGCAGGAGAUAGAUAAGAUCAGUCUUUUGUUACGAAAACCCUUUCUGACUGUUCUUAAAUCAGCUUUUUUUAACCUUUAAAAUUGAUGAGCCGAACAGAGUGCCUGCUUCUACGGGAUAUUUUAGCAGUUCGUAACCUUUAGCUGCUUGAAAGCGUAAUUGACCUUUUUUAUUCUGGUGAUUAACUUCCUAUGUUUUAAUUUAAUUUGUAAGCUGAAUUCUUAUAUUUGAUGAUUUGAUUGCAACUUCCUUGCUAAAUUAUGUCGAGUCACAAUUAUCGCUGACUUUCUACUCUGCAAACUGUAAUUGGAUCUGCGAACAUCAUAUGAAGAUGAACUAAUCGCAUGUUGGUAGAAGCUUUGGCUAACGUAAUGAACAAUAUCCUCCUAUUUUUUGAGCCU
Phalaenopsis equestris is the source of this 1282-nucleotide messenger RNA. RefSeq names its product RNA-binding protein 2-like. Bases 112 to 894 code for a protein of 260 amino acids. Gene Ontology annotation, molecular function: mRNA binding. NCBI's taxonomy places the organism in Eukaryota, Viridiplantae, Streptophyta, Magnoliopsida, Asparagales, Orchidaceae. The transcript has 6 exons. The record is from RefSeq and is a predicted model, not a curated record.